Messenger RNA from Penicillium angulare, 885 nucleotides. RefSeq names its product aromatic alcohol reductase. Gene Ontology annotation, molecular function: oxidoreductase activity. Lineage: Eukaryota; Fungi; Ascomycota; Eurotiomycetes; Eurotiales; Aspergillaceae. The record is from RefSeq and is a predicted model, not a curated record. Bases 1 to 885 code for a protein of 294 amino acids. The transcript has 2 exons.
AUGUCUCUCAAAGUUGCAUUGGCCGGUGCCACCGGUAACCUUGGUCCUGCCAUUCUCGAGGCGCUCGAUGCUGCCAAUUUCGAAGUCACUGUCUUGACCAGAUCCUCAAACAACUCAUUCGAUUCCAAGAUCAAAGUCGCCGAAAUCGACUAUCAAUCUGUCGAGUCUAUUCAGAAAGCCCUUGCCAACCAAGACGCACUGGUAAUUGCUCUCGGUGCUGUCGGCCUGGAGCCUCACGCCAACCUCAUCAAGGCUGCCGUCGCCGCCAACGUGAAGCGCAUCAUCCCAUCCGAAUUUGGCUCAGAUACCACCAACCCCAAUGCCGCCGCUUCGCCCGUCUUCGGCGAUAAGGUUGCCAUCCAGAAGCAGUUGAAUGAAACUGUCGCCUCCUCAUCAACUACAAGUUAUACAGGCAUCGUCAACGGCCCAUUCCUGGACUGGGGCUUAAAGGUGAAGUUAUUGGUGGACCUUUCUAGCCCUGAGCCUGUCCUUUACGAUGGUGGAGAUCGCAAGAUCAGCGUGACUACCUUGUCUGGUAUUGGAAAGGCAGUCGUUGGUGUCUUGAAGAACUUGGAUGCUACUAAGAACAAGACUGUGUUUGUGCGCGAGGCUGAUUUGAGCCAGAAGGACUUGCUUCAGCUUGCAGGUAAACAGGUUUCUAACGGCAAGAAUGUCUCCACGGCUGACUUGGAGAAGGAGGCAUUUGCUGAGCUGCAGAAGCCCGAGCCCAAUGUUCCUGUCUUUGUUUACGGAUUCCUUAAGCGGGCCAUCUUUGGCGAAGGCUUUGGCAGUCUAUUCCCCACUGAGAACCUGUCGAAUGAAUUGUUGGGGGUUGGAAAGCUGAGCGAUGAAGAACUGAAGGCUCUUGUUUCGAAAUACGCAUAA